This is a messenger RNA of Pseudogymnoascus destructans, 2389 nucleotides long. RefSeq names its product Serine/threonine-protein phosphatase pp1 (gene PP1). NCBI's taxonomy places the organism in Eukaryota, Fungi, Ascomycota, Leotiomycetes, Thelebolales, Thelebolaceae. Gene Ontology annotation, molecular function: protein serine/threonine phosphatase activity. The transcript is spliced from 5 exons. The record is from RefSeq and is a predicted model, not a curated record. Gene Ontology annotation, cellular component: nucleus; cytoplasm. The coding region runs from base 848 to 1822 and encodes 324 amino acids.
UGAAGUAUUUGUGUUUAUUCUGGCUGUUCCUGCAGAAAGAAUAGUUAAUCCCGUCUCAGCACUCUACCAGGUAGAACGCCCAGACGUUGCUCCCUUGACACUAAAACGAGUUUCCGCGACCCAGGAACCCUCCGUCCACCUCCGACCCUUCCCUCAUUCCCUCAACAAACUUAUCAACUUAUCCUUUUGCUCUUGAUUAAAUUCUACAAUUUCCUCGCUCUACUGUUGCCGCGACGAUUACUGAAUUAUUCUUGAAAUCAGAAAGCGCCGAACCUUUUACCUGUGGGGUUGAAACUUAUUACUGUCGCUAUUACAACUUUAUGCGACCAAAGUCCCUUAUUGCGUGUUGUCGGCCAGGCCAGCCAGCCGCUAAGAGAUAGUCAAAGUUCUUUUUACUCAAAUCUCAACCUCGCGCGACAUCUCCACCCUUUCACCACCACUUCAACAAAACACGGAUCACAACGAUUGCCUCUUGACGCACCUUGAUCCACCCAUACGAGAAGUCGAUAUCGACUUUCUAUUACACUACCGCACAGAGACUUUCAGUCCACCUUCGAUCCCACCUUAUCCGUGACGCAAAUCACAGGCGACCACGCAACUCAACUCUGCCUCUGUCAACAGCACAACUCAACAGCCGCCACUCCAAACGAAAUUUGCAGCGACUGGAGGCUCUGAGCUCCCCUCCAUUCGAUUCACCGAGGCCGGCUCACUGAUAUCCAACAAGUGAGUUACAGUCCUCUCAACAGCGAAACACGAUAUAGCCAGUAUCGACUUUCCGAGACGCACAUACAGCGAGCAAAACCGACACCCCAACUCCAACCCACCUCCUUCGAGAGGCCCAGACGUCAUGGCGGACCAAAACGAUGUGGAUCUCGAUUCCAUAAUAGACCGUCUGUUGGAAGUCAGAGGGAACAGACCGGGAAAGCAGGUUCAGCUCUUGGAGCCUGAGAUCCGCUAUCUGUGCACAAAAGCUCGUGAGAUCUUCAUCUCUCAACCGAUCCUUCUGGAGCUUGAGGCUCCCAUCAAGAUUUGUGGCGAUAUCCACGGCCAAUAUUACGAUCUCUUGAGACUCUUCGAAUACGGUGGAUUCCCACCGGAAGCCAACUACCUGUUCUUGGGCGACUACGUCGACAGAGGAAAGCACUCGCUAGAGACGAUCUGCCUCUUGCUUGCGUACAAGAUUAAAUACCCAGAGAACUUCUUCAUCCUCCGUGGUAACCACGAAUGCGCCUCGAUCAACCGCAUAUACGGCUUCUACGACGAGUGCAAGAGAAGAUAUAACAUUAAGCUGUGGAAGACCUUUACUGACUGCUUUAACUGCCUGCCCAUUGCUGCCAUUAUUGACGAGAAGAUCUUCACAAUGCACGGAGGCCUCAGCCCCGAUCUCAACUCCAUGGAGCAGAUUCGCCGCGUUAUGCGCCCAACUGACAUUCCCGACAGCGGCCUUCUAUGCGAUUUGCUCUGGUCCGACCCCGACAAGGGCAUAACCGGAUGGUCUGAGAAUGACCGAGGUGUAUCGUUUAUCUUCGGUCCCGACGUCGUUUCAAGAUUCCUUCAAAAGCAUGAUAUGGACUUGAUUUGCCGCGCUCAUCAGGUCGUUGAAGACGGGUAUGAAUUCUUCUCGAAGCGGCAAUUGGUCACGCUGUUCAGCGCGCCCAAUUACUGUGGAGAGUUUGACAAUGCUGGUGCAAUGAUGAGUGUGGAUGGGAGUCUGUUGUGUUCGUUCCAGAUUUUGAAACCUGCGGAGAAAAAACAAAAGUACGUUUAUGGCGGUCUAGGCGCGAGCAGGCCUGUCACUCCUCCGCGGAAGCAAAAGAAGUAGAAGAUCAAUUACGAACUUUCUCGUGUGUAGCAGGUUCGGACGCAGAUAAAUCGACUUUAUUUUAUUUUUCCCAUAUCGAAAUUACCACCAACGCCGACUCGAAAUAUUCCUUUCCUCCAACAUCCUCCGCAGGUCUCCUGCCAACCUCUCUCUCCGUAUCCUGACGGCCCCAAUUUUUUCGACUGGUACGACCGCCUCUUCGACUUCGCAAAACAUCACAUACGUUGCGCCCUGGAUUUUGCCUUUCUUUCGAACCUCGCUAUGAUUCAUUUUACGCAGACUUUUUCUUUCCCCCGCCCAGCUUUUUGCUUCAUGAGCCCGACGACCUCGCGACUGGCGCCUACGUGAUAUAGAAAAAGUAACGGGGGUUUUCAAUGGCCUGGUUGCCGGCACUGAGAAGUAGGGUAAGGGUGGAAGGGGUUUGUGUAUAUGACAUUUUAACGAUGUUGGGACGCAUGAAGGGGGCAUAUGUACUUUGUCAGUUUGGCCGUGAGGCGAGCCGUGCUUCCCUGCACUAACUUGCAAAUGAUUUCGUUGUGGGUACUGGAAAUGGGACAAGGGGGAUAU